Messenger RNA from Colletotrichum orchidophilum, 666 nucleotides. RefSeq lists its product as uncharacterized. The record is from RefSeq and is a predicted model, not a curated record. Lineage: Eukaryota; Fungi; Ascomycota; Sordariomycetes; Glomerellales; Glomerellaceae. The transcript has 2 exons. Bases 1 to 666 code for a protein of 221 amino acids. Gene Ontology annotation, cellular component: trans-Golgi network; Golgi membrane. Gene Ontology annotation, biological process: Golgi to endosome transport; protein localization to Golgi apparatus; Golgi to plasma membrane protein transport.
AUGCCCCGCCGUCGCAAGCCGCCCCGGCCAGGCGCCCUCAACGACCUGCCCCCCUUGCGCAUCGCCUCGCAGAUUGCGGCGCUGCAAGGGCUGUACUACGCCGCCGCGCUGGUGCUGAUGCUCUUUUCCGCGCUCGUCGCCGGCACGGGAUUCACAUUGGACCUCGUUUUUGGGUGGGAGGCCGUUCGGGGGGAUACGACGCAGGGGUGGUUGGGGGCUUUCUUGUGGAUUCUUGAUGGGGGUCUUUGCAUGGCCGUCGCGAUCAUCGUCCUCAUCGGCCGCUCGAAACUCGUACCCGACUUCGCGCUCACGAUGCACGGUCUGCAUCUCGUCGUCACGAGCCUGUAUACGGGCCGCAUACCGCGUAACGCAAUGUGGUGGGGCGCCAUGACAGCCAGCUCGGGCAUAUGUGUCGCCUUGGCGGUUUGGGGGUCUAGAUACCGCGAGUUGAGGCCGAUAUCAUUCGGUGGCGGAGGAGGUGGCGGUGGCGGCGGGAAUAACGGCGCCGGUGCUGGGAGCAGCGGUGACGGGGCGGCGCAGAAUGGCGGUGCUGGAGAUGAGGAGGAUGGACUUGGGCUUUCGAGGGGACGGGGACGUGGGAGGGGGAGGGAUGGGGAAGGCGGGUAUGAAAUGGUUGGGAUGGAUCAUGAGAGACGGAACUCUUGA